AUGGAUGUGGUGAAGCUCAAAGCGAUUCUCGACGAGCACAAUCCUGCUGUAGUUUCCAUCUUUCAAGAUGUUGUACCCGAAAUGGGCCUGCGAAAGCUCGACUUGUGUGUACUGAAUUAUUUGCUGUGCAUGCUGGAAGGUCAGACAAUUCCAGAGUCCUACCUACCUGAGGAAACCAUUGAGGCCACCCUGAAUACUUACUUCAAGGAAUUCAAUGUUUUCCCAUCAGGGGAUGCUAUGAAUAUGGGUGUCAAAGCAAUUACCGAGAAGAUGCUUUCAGAGGGUGUCACACAGAAACCCAAAGAGACGCAGCGAUUGGCCAGUGCAGUCAACAUUAGUCGACAGUACGAAGAAAGCCUCAAGCGUGCCACAAUGAUGAAGGGUGUGGGUAAGGUUGCGGUAGCGAACACCAACGAAGACUGGUCAUGGGAAACAAAGCGAAAUGCGGCUAAGGAUGUACGCAAGAAGCGCAAGGAAGAUGAGAAGAAAGCCAUGAUGGCUGAGGAAUACGAGGAGUUUUUGAAGAAGCGCGGUGUCAUUAACUCGCAGGUGAUCACGAAGUUGCAUCAUAAGUACGAAGGAAGCAACUAUUCUUCUGACAUCCGCUGCGAAGACAUACACAUUCACAUGGGUAAGCAAACUCUCUUAGACCAUACUGACUUGGUUUUGCUCUCCGGGCACAAGUACGGACUGGUCGGGCGCAACGGGUCCGGUAAGACAACGCUGCUACGGGCUCUUUCUGAACAUGAGCUGGAGGGCGUCAGUCCCUUCGUGCAGAUACUCCACGUAGAACAGGAAAUCGUAGCCGGUGACGAGACACCACUCCAGGUGCUUCUCGUAACUGAUGUAGAGCGUGAAUCACUGUUAAAGGAAGAGCAGGAGCUGCUUAAGCGUAACGACGAUGAGAGCAACAGUCGACUAAACAAAGUGUAUGCGCGCUUGGAUGCUAUUGACGCGCACAGUGCCGAGUCACGCGCUGCCACAAUACUGAGUGGCCUCAGUUUCACUAAAGAAAUGAUGAAUAGUCCGACCAAGUCGCUUUCCGGUGGCUGGCGUAUGCGUGUGGCGCUGGCACGUGCGCUCUUUGUAGAGCCUGAUAUUCUUCUCCUGGACGAACCGACCAACCACUUGGACCUCUUCGCUGUUCUGUGGCUGGAGCAAUUCCUCAAGGAUUGGACCAAGACGUUUGUCGUUGUAUCUCACUCCCGGACCUUUUUGAACAACGUUUGUGAGCAGAUCAUCCAUCUGGUUGGCACGCAGCUUCAUUACUACACGGGUAAUUAUGACCAGUUUGAGAUCACCCGAGUCGAACAAGAGCGUCAACAGAAAAAGCAAUAUGAAACUCAGGAGAAGCAAAGGGCCCAUAUUCAGGCGUUUAUUGAUCGAUUCCGCUACAACGCCAAUCGCGCGAGGAUGGCACAAUCGCGUAUCAAAGCGCUUGAACGAAUGGAGCUGGUGGCGGAUGUCGUGGUGGAUCCGCAGUUCGCAUUUAAGUUUCCUGAGCCAGAACUUGUGACGGGAUCUUAUCUGGAACUUGUGGACUGCGAGUUCGGCUUCAAAGCAGGUGUUAGCCUCUUCAAGGACGUUAACUUUAGCAUCGAUGACAAUUCCCGCAUGGUUUUGGUCGGUGCCAAUGGUGUUGGUAAGUCUACAUUGAUGAAUAUAUGUCUUGGUAAAUUGGAGCCGCGUGCUGGCACUGUCGUGAGAAACAAAAAGAUCCGUAUCGCACACUUUGCUCAGCAUCACCUGGAGAGUCUCACCCCGCAGUUAUCCUCGCUCGAAUUUUUGAGGUCCAAGUUCCCGCACAUGGAAGAUCAGAGCCUGCGAGCGCAUCUUGGUAGUAUGGGUCUCUCUGGGGAACGCGCACUGCAGCCAAUCUACACACUUUCUGGUGGUCAAAAGUCGCGCCUCGUUUUAUCCUGGAUUACCUUUACACGACCACAUAUGCUUCUGCUGGAUGAGCCCACCAAUCACUUGGACAUUGACACGGUUAACGCUCUCAUCGAAGCACUUCUUGAGUAUAAGGGGAGCCUGUUGGUCAUAUCCCACGAUGAGUUCUUUAUUACGUCCCUGUGUGAUGAUAUCUACGUUUGCGAGAACGAGCACAUUACAAAGUUUGAUGGUGACUUCGAAGCAUAUCGGAACAGUAUUAUGAAGCGGUUAAAAUAA
Molecule: messenger RNA, 2169 nt
Organism: Phytomonas sp. EM1
Lineage: Eukaryota; Euglenozoa; Kinetoplastea; Trypanosomatida; Trypanosomatidae
Source: the annotation of a GenBank genome assembly